GGUUGCAGGGUAAGUAUGGAGGAGGCGGUGGUACAAUAUCACUUAGCAGGGACCUUGAAGACUCCCUAAGCGUGGUGGGGAGAAUGGCGAGGCAGCUUCUUGAACAACAGAAGGAAGCCGAAGAGGCCAAACGUGAGGCCGAGUUGAAGAUGAAGAAGGACGAAGAAGAAAAAGUUGCGAAGGAAGAGGCAGCAAAACUCGCUAUGGAGAAAAAGUUGGCGAAGGAAGACAAAGAGAAGAGACGAAGGUGGGAGACUAAGAAGCUACUGGCAGAACAAGCCGAGGAAUUCGAGAUGAAGUUGGAGAAGAUCAUAGGGAUUAAUCGGAAGUUAAAAGGUUUGACGAUCGGAGCAAAAAAGAAGGGGAAGGCGAGUGCAACCCCGUCGGGGGGGUCGGAAGAGGGUGACGUUGAUGAAGAGGAGGAGGAGGAAGCUACGCCGCUUAACGACAAGAGGAAGAAACGAGACUCCACUGGGGCUGUCAAAAACAGUCCUCCUGUGGAAACGCUGAAGAAGCAGGGGAAAAAGGAAAGGGUGGAGACACCAGCAAGUUCAGGAACUACCGGUAAGCUAAGUAAGGUGAUCAAAGACUGCAAGGGUAAGAAUGAAAGGAGGGUGGUGUCGAGCGGGGGUAAAAUCUGGAUGGAAGACUGGGGGGUGACGAGAAGGAUGUUUGGGGAGUCGGAAGUUUUGUACAAAAGCAAGAAGAGUAAGCUUAAGAACGCAAAGUGUUUCUUCGAGGAAGGAGGGGAGGUACGAUUCGUAAGAAUUAAGGAGAAACUUCAGGGGAACCCAAAACUUAAGAAGCAACUGCUUCAAUUGCUUAAAUGCCCAUGGUCGAGGAAAAAGCUUGAGACACUGCAACGAGAAGAGUUUAUCGAUCUGUACCGAGAGAUCCAAAGCUUCUCAAGGAAGAGCUCGAGGAAGUCUUUGAAAGGGAUAGUGGAUAGUGUGGUUAAGAGAAGGUUUGGCGUUAGUUUAAGAAGGAGGGUAGUGAUUGGGGUCAAGUAUGACGAACGGAUAUCACGCGCGGUGGUUAGGAAGCAGAUGGUAGAGAAAAUCGGAUCACAGUGUCAAUCCGCUGCGGAAGCGAGGCUACGAUGUCAGAAGCUCCGGCUGGUAUGGAGGAGAAACCAGUCAGUCGGGGGACUUCUACAUAACCAUAGGCGCUUUAGCCGCCUAAUGGCUACAGUCUGUUGUUGUGCAGACUUUGACCUCCCAAGGAAGGGAGAACACGUGGCCUUUCGUUUGAAUGGCAGGGAUGAUAUUGACGACAGAAUCCGGAACGCAAAGAAUGUGAUUCAAGGAAUCGACAGUGAAGAAGAUGAUGUUAGGCUUUGGAAAGAGCUUAAUGAAAAAAUGGUGAAAGCGGGACUUGAGCCAACAUGGACGUUGCCCCAAGCAAGGUGUUGUAUUCGGGAAAAGAAAGUAAAGGGCGAUGGGUUGAUCGACGAGAUCGAGAAGUUGAAAAGGAGGUGGGCAGGAUUGGUGUUCUGUCCACUUGAUAAAAAUCCCGCCGAAACUUUGGUGAUGUGUCCUGUCCUAUAUGAGGAAGGUAUGCGUGAGAUGUUCUGGGACAAUCCCGCGUUUGAUGCUGUUUGGAGGAGUGAGGAGGAAGUUUUGACUAGAGCAAGAGGUGAGUAUGAAGAGAAAGGUCUGAGGAGGAUUGGUGCCUGGGAUAACAAUGGAUCUUGGGGGAAGGCAAAACUCACAAAUUUCAACAUUCGGACACUGAUGGAGCUGAAGCGCGCGUUCGAUGCGGCCGAUGUUGAUGGUAGCGGUGCGCUCAGCCAGGAGGAAUUCACGCAGGUCCUUCGGAGUGUGCAGUCCUUAAAUUUCGGCCUCAGUGAGACCCAGAUCAAUCAUCUGUUCAUGAAGAUCGAUGCAAAUAGUGAUGGCACUGUCGACUGGGAUGAAUUCACAAAUCACAUCCUCCUACAACAGAUUGCAAAGGAUGAGCUCAGCGGUGCAACAGUGUCAAUGUUUGUGAAAUAUACAGGAGUUGAUCCUUUGGCUGUUGUGGGCACCGAUGUCUCCGCUAGCGAAUAUCAUGCCACCCAAGAUGAUGCGAUAUUGGAAAGAGAAGACGAGGUGACAAGUUCACAUGGAGGCGGGGAUGAGUACCCGUAUGGAUCGUUCCAGCGGCGCCAAGGAUUCAGCUACGACGAAAAGAAAAAUCUUCUGGGAAGGAUUGUGUACGUGCCACAUCUUCACGCAUACAUCACUGCCUCACAAGAUGGCGUGCUGAGUGUGUGGAACUCCUCAACAAUGCAAAUGGUGAAGAGCAUCAAGAAUGGAAAUGCGUGGAUCACGGAUAUCACGAGUAUGCAAGAUCAACCGCUCGUUGUUUUUGCGCUCGAUCGGAGGUAAUCAAAAUUCAACAUUAAAUUGCGGAAAAAUGACCCCCUUUGCAACCUCCCAAAAAGUAAACAAAAAAAUCAAAAUAUAGUAAUAAAAUAAAGCCGAAUGA
Messenger RNA from Chara braunii, 2469 nucleotides. The record is from the annotation of a GenBank genome assembly. NCBI's taxonomy places the organism in Eukaryota, Viridiplantae, Streptophyta, Charophyceae, Charales, Characeae.